This is a messenger RNA of Linum tenue, 675 nucleotides long. The record is from the annotation of a GenBank genome assembly. Lineage: Eukaryota; Viridiplantae; Streptophyta; Magnoliopsida; Malpighiales; Linaceae.
AUGGAUAAACCAUUACGAGCUUGGACUGCUCAAACAUGCCAUUCCUUCAUCAACUUUCUCGAACCCUCAUCUUUGUUUUACAUUGCACUGCUGUCUUCUCUAGCUGCUACUAUGAUCCUAUGGUAUGGCUUCUCUCCUAUCCUCGUCUCAAUCCCAGUCCUGCUUCUCUCCACCAUCUUCAUUUCAUCAAUAUUCUCAAAGAGGAAAGUUGUCACUGCUGCUGCUGAGUUGUGUGUGGCAGAGAAGACUGACAAUGAAGCUUGUGAGUUGCAUGAGUAUCAAGUGGAUUCGACGGAGUUCCCAUCAGAUGAUGAAAGCAGUAGCGAUGACUCUUUAAGGAGUGAGAUUUUUGAACUCAAAUGGAUGAAGCCCUUCAACAACAAUGUUGGUCAAAGCUUAGCAUUCUGUGAAAGCUCUGCUUCUGAUUACGAUGAACUGGAAGAUGAUGAUGAUCUCAUUGAGAUAAGUCUUCCUCCAAAUGAGAGCUCUGUUUAUGUCGAUGAAGUGUCAUCCAUAGGAAUGCUGUCGUGGGAAGAAGAAGAAGAAGAAGAAGAAGAAGAAGGGAUGAUGGAGGUGGUGGAAGAGAUUGAUGAGGUGAAUGAAGAAGAUAACUUGAUUGAGAUUGACCUCUCAAUUGGGUCCAUAAAGUUUCCCAGCUUUGACAUGGAAGGCUGA